Molecule: messenger RNA, 1584 nt
Organism: Myotis davidii
Lineage: Eukaryota; Metazoa; Chordata; Mammalia; Chiroptera; Vespertilionidae
Product: disintegrin and metalloproteinase domain-containing protein 25-like
Exons: 3
Coding region: 1-1584 (527 amino acids)
Biological process (GO): proteolysis; male gonad development
Cellular component (GO): external side of plasma membrane; plasma membrane; sperm head plasma membrane
Molecular function (GO): metalloendopeptidase activity
Source: RefSeq, a predicted model, not a curated record
AUGGCUAUUGCUUGUGUUGGCCCAGGAGGUCCCCAGGAGAGGCCACGCUCUGAACCUUGGCAAGCUGCUGCUUGUGCUAGGCAUCAAGCCACUUGUCAAGAGGUAUGGGGCAUAUUACAGACAAAUGACAUUGUUUAUGAAAUAGAGCCCAAGAGACUUUCUACCACAUUUGAACAUCUCUUAUAUAGGAGAAAGAGUGAAGAGACACAAUUGCCACCCAUGAGAUGUGGAUUAACAGAUGAAGAAAUAGCAAGACAACUGAACUUUCCAGAGAGUGCUAAUUUCACUUUGAUGCAGAGUGGGUAUGAAGGUUGGUGGACCCACAGGCGGCUUCUUGAACUGGCAGUGGUGGUGGAGCACAAUCGCUAUCUUCAUCACCGAAGUAACACCACAGCUGUGCAGUAUGAAGUAUUACUUGUAGUCAAUGCAGUAGAUAAGUUUUUGCGUUCGCUGGAUGUUGAUGUGGUUUUAAUGGGAGUUGAAGUCUGGACUGAAAAAAACCCAGUUCCAAUAGAUACCAUAGAGGGUCUCCUGAAGGAAUUUUGCAAAUGGAAGAAAACUAGCUUGAAUAACCGCAUUCCCAAUGAUGUUGCCCAUCUUUUUGUAAAACAUAGCUACGGUACUACUGCUGGAUUAGCCUAUAUAAAAACCGUAUGUAAAAGCUAUGCUAGUUGUGGAGUUGAUAGUUUCAUGAAUGAUAACGUGUAUGAUUUUGCACACAUUAUGUCACAUGAGAUUGGUCAUAAUUUGGGUAUGGAUCAUGAUGGACCAACUUGUACAUGUGGACAUAAAACCUGCAUAAUGCAUGAAGGUAAUGAAAGUGCAACUAGAUUCAGCAACUGCAGCUAUGCUGACUUCAUGAACAUGAUGGGCAGUAUAGCAAGGAAAAAUUGUUUGUACAUUUCAUCAAAUACAGGAAACAUCUUCACACUUGCACGACUGCACUCUCAGCGCUGGGGCUGCUUGUCCAAGAGUGCAAAUCAGAGUUGUUACACAGAAAUUAACACUCAAGGUGACCGUUUCGGGAACUGUGGUUUCAAGCACUCUACAUAUGUAAAAUGUGACAUCUCAGAUACCUUGUGCGGGAGGAUUCAGUGUGACAAUGUGACAGAACUUCCCCUUCUGAGAAAUCAUUCUACUGUGCAUUGGACUCAGUUCAAUGGCGCCACCUGCUGGGGUACCGACUACCACUUCGGGAUGACUGAUCCUGAUAUUGGUGAUGUGAAAGAUGGGACAGAGUGUGGGGCAGAACAUGUCUGCAUCACAAGGAAGUGUGUCCAUAGGUCACUUCUGGUAAAUUAUUGCUCACCUGAGAUGUGUAAUCUGAAAGGAGUCUGCAACAACAAACAGCACUGCCAUUGCAACUAUGAGUCGGAUCCUCCCAACUGCAUAAAAGAAGGCAGUGGAGGUAGUAUAGAUAGUGGGCCACCCCCUCGGAAAAAAAUUAGGAAAAAAACCCAUUACCUGCAACUACUUUGGUUGAUUCCUUUUAUCCUUUUAUUAUGCUUGUUAGUUUUGUGUUUUCUGACACGAAGAAGAACAGAUAAGAGUGAAGAGCAGAAUGUGUCACCUUCAGCUGAGUAA